Oncorhynchus mykiss (rainbow trout) is the source of this 5128-nucleotide messenger RNA. RefSeq names its product kelch domain containing 8A (gene klhdc8a). Lineage: Eukaryota; Metazoa; Chordata; Actinopteri; Salmoniformes; Salmonidae. Gene Ontology annotation, molecular function: protein binding. The record is from RefSeq and is a predicted model, not a curated record.
GUGUUUUAAGCUGGGUUUCUGUACAGCACUUUGUGACAUCGGCUGAUGUAAAAAGGGCUUUAUAAAUACAUUUGAUUGAUUGAGAGAUUGACUAACUAAACAUCCAUUGUUGAAUGUGCCAAACUCACACAAGUUACCUCGCAGGAAAAAAGACAUACUGAAAUAAGCCAAUUAUGUUUGAGUGAUGUGGACCCAAGCACUUCGUCUACUAAAGGCUUUUUGUCAAUGAAGCCUAAUGAUAUCCAUGUUUUAUAUUACCCACCCACACUCUCAGUGUGAUGUGUGGAGGUGUUAAUGGAUUGUCACUGCUCAGUAGAAAUAGGUAUUUUGUAAGUGAUCCUGUGGUUACCAGGGUUUUAGUUGUGGACUCUUACGCAAUUUACAUUUGACUUUGUAGUCAUUUACUGUAGCAGAUGCUCUUAUUUAAGAUACUCUUUGAAAAGCUAGGGUUUCAGAUGUUUUCAGAAGAUAGGCAGGGACUCUGCUGUUCUAGGUUUAGGUGUAGAAGGGCCAAGCGACCAGAGUUGGCAGAAAGUGGUGCUAGAGUUGCAGUUGUCCAGGCCGGGGAUGUCUGUGGCCCUUCCUCUGUGAGGUAUGGUCAUAACCUACGAAUGUUGUAGAGCAUGAACAUGCAGGACUGAGUCACUGCUUUGAUGUUUGCAGAGAACAUGUUGUCCAGGGUCAUGCCAAGGCUUUUUUAACUCUGGGAGGGGGACACUGUGGAGUUGAUCCUCUCCACUACACCUGGUAGGAGCGGAGAACACCGUGGACGGAUCCUCUCCACUACACCUGGUAGGAGCGGCCUGCCAGGUAGAAUGCAAUCCAAGAGUGUGCAGAACAUGAGACACCCAGCCCUGAGAGGGUGGAGAGGAGGAUUGGAUGGUUCACAGUGUCAAAGGCAGAGGAUAGAUCUAGGAGGAUGAGAACAGAGGAGAGAGAGUCAACUUUGGCAGUGAGGAGAGUCUCAUUGACACAGAGAAGAGCAGUCUGGGUUGAGUGACCCGUCUUGAAGCCUGGUUAGGGUAGCGAGAGAGAUGAUCAAAGACAGCAUGCUCAAGUGUUUUGAAAAGAAAGAAGGAAUACCGGUCUGUAGUUUGAGUCAGAGUGUUGUUGCUUUUUAAAGGGGAAUGACUGCCAUUCGUCAGGGAUAAGUUGAUGAGGAAAGUGAGGAAUGGGAGAACGUCUCCAGGGAAGGGAAGAGGUGAUGGGGUCAAGUGGGCAGGUUCUCGGGUGGACGGACCUCGCUAGUCGCAAUAUUUCAUCUGGAGAGAGAGGGGAGAAAGAGGUCAAGGCGCAGGGUAGUUCUGUGUGAGAGUGAACAGUGGAUUCAAUAGGCUGAGUGAAUGAGGAGCAGAUGUCGUUAAACUUCUUUUCAAAGAGGUUGACAAAGUCGUCCGCAGAGAGGGAGGAGGGAAAGGGAGGGGCGGAGGAUGAAGGAGGGAGGAGAAGGUGGAAAAGAGUUUUCUCGGGUUAGAGACAGAAGGUUAUAAUUUAGAGUAAUACAAAGUGCAUACAGAGCAACAGAAGGUAGAGAGGAGGGAGUGGAAGGUUGAUAGGUCCUCUGGAAAUGUAGUUUCCCUCCAUUUUCACUCAGCUGCCCGCAACCCUGUUCUGUAAGCAGUGAGUCACUCAGACAAUGUUUCAGGAGGGGAGGGCCAAGACGGGUAGGAGGAAAGGGGACAGUGCGAGUGAUAGGAUGCGGGAAGUGAUGAGAGUAGGGUUGAAGAGGCAGAGAGAGAGGAGGAAGAGGGAGGGGGAUGUGGGGAGGGGAAGGCUGGUUGCCUGGUUACUGAUGGAUGUUUUCCUCUGCUUGUAAAGCCCAAUUCAUCCUGAUUGUGUACACAGCUAAAGAGGGCCAUGACACACACACACACACACACACACACACACACACACACACACACACACACACACAGCCAAAGGCCACAACAGAACAUCCAAUCUAUUCAAUAGUAAAUAGCUGUAGGUUGCUUUGAUUAGAAGCAUCUGCUAAAUGACCAUAUUAUUCUGAGUCAGUGGGAACUUAGAUAAGUACUCUUCUAUUGGAUUAUAUUACAUUGUCUUUCAUGUUCCAUACUAAUCAUCCUUCCCUCUCAUUUCCUCCAGGACCUAGUACAAGCCGGUGGUCAACUCCAGGGAAAGAGCCUCCGGUUGGGCUUUGCUGACCUUGCUCCAUCCACUAUCUCUGAUCCUCCACCUAGUUCUCUGGAUCUCCUGACAACACCACUCUCUCGACUCUUCCCGUUGACACGGCACUAUACCCAGGGGUGCUAACCCUGUCCAUCUCCAUCUCUGGUUUCCUGGACCCACCUCUCCCUCACCUCUCCCCAGCAACCCUUCCCCUCCCUGGGCCGAGAUAUAGAUGUCUGUGCCCUCGGCCUUGGAGUUCCACUGGCAGAGCCUGGCUCGGCUGCCAAGCGGGCGUGUCUACCACUCCCUGGCGGAGGUGGGGGGGCAGAUGUACAUGCUGGGGGGCUGUGAUGCUGCAGGGAGGCCCUCCCCAGCCCUGGAACUCUACUCUCCAGAGGGGGACCAGUGGCUAAGCUUGCCCCCCAUGCCCACCCCUCGGGCGGGUGCGGCAGUGGCGGUGCUGGGCAAGCAGAUCCUGGUGGUGGGUGGUGUGGGGGAGGACCAGCGCCCUCUCAAGGUGGUGGAGGUGUACAACACAGAGGAGGGGAGGUGGAGGAAGAGGAGCGCCCUCAGAGAAGCACUGAUGGGGGUGGCCGUCACUGUAAAAGAUGGGCGUGCGUUGGCAGUGGGUGGUAUGGGUUCAGACCUGCUCCCUCGUAGUAUACUACAGCAGUAUGACCUGAGGAAGAAUGUGUGGGCACUACUGCCCCCUAUGCCCACACCGCGAUAUGAUGCUACAGCACACCUACUGGGCAACAAGAUCUACGUGGCAGGUGGGCGUCAGUGUAAGCGCACGUUGAAGGUCUUUGAGGUAUUUGAUUCAGAGACACGCUCCUGGAGUACACUACCCAACAUGCCGUGUAAACGUUCGUACAGUGGCGUGUUCUGGGACAGUUCGGGGAGGCUGUGUCUGCUGGGGGGGCUAAGGAAGGGAGGGGGCCACCAGAGCUCCAAGUUCACCAAGAAUGUCAACAUCUUUGAUACUAACCAGGGGUUGUGGUUGAAGUCAGAGGACACAGUGGCCAUGAAGACUAAGAGGGCUGACUUUGCCUCAUCUUUCCUCAGGGGCAGGAUGGUCGUAGCAGGAGGACUCGGUCACCAGCCUUCAGUUCUGGACACGGUGGAAGCCUUCCACCCUCAGAAGAGGAAGUGGGAGAGACUGGCUCCCAUGGCAAUAGCGCGAUGCUCUGCCUCGUCCAUCGUCAUCAGGGACCGCUUGCUGGUGGUGGGAGGAGUCAACCAGGUGCUGGAAUAUUGCUGUGCUUGUUGUCACACACACACACACACACUCGCCAUUUACCGUCUGUCUCUGUCUAACUGUCUUUAAGGUCCCUAGUUCAGCCCAUGAGAUCCUGUAUGUGAAAGAGGAGUGUCUGUAGGCUAGAGGACAUGACCCUUACAGGAUGAUUGACAGCAGGAUGACCACAAGAAGAUUCUGAAUUCUAGAACAUUCUAUUCAAGAUCAGUGGUUCCAGUGCUUUCAUAAUGGCUGCUGCUCUGGGACAAGUGCAGUAUGUUUCCUAAGAUCUACAGAGGAAUAGAAAGGAUGGGGAAAUAAUGCCACAAACACAGAACAGUGCCCUCUGCUGGGUUGUCUAUGCACACUCAACUCCAACACACAGUGAGAGAACUUAUAUCACACAGGCUACACACACAGAGAAUAGAUCCCAAUUAUCACCAUACUGACUCACAUUGUACAAAAUAUUCUACACCAGGGAUAGCCAACUUUGAUGGGCGUAGGCCCACUAAAAAUCUGAACUCAUCAUGAGGAGCCGUAGUUACUUGCGGGUCUGCGUACCCACGUGGGCACAACCACAUUUCGAAAUUGCGCCUUGUGUAUUCUAUUAAAAAAAAGGUAGCCAGUUGCACAUCCCUGUUCUACACACACGAGGAGCUGGCUUUCUCUGUAAAUAAGUUAUUCAGAAGAGUUUUAGUAAUGUAAAGAUUCCUCUUCACUGUGUGUGAUCUCCCUAUAGAGUUUCUCAAGGUAUUCAAUAUUUUUUUUACUUUUGCAUCUAUUGUUGUAGAUUUACUGCUUGCCUUGCCUUAAACGUUUUUAACUGGAGAUAUAGAUGUGAUCUUAACAGGGAGUAGAGACUAGAGCAAGGUAAUACAUGUUGUAUUGUUACUGAGAUAAAUACUGUUUAUUUGUUGUGUAUGAAAUGUGUGCAGUUUGUCAACAGUUUGAUAUUCCUUACUGUAGAUGCAAGUGACAUGUUAGUGUACACCCAUCUCUAAGACCUAAGUUAGCCAACUCCUGACAUACAGUACAGUACAGUAUGCAGUCGCUUGGACUAGCAUGAAGACAUGCACUUAACUGGAGUGUGCAUAUAGCAUGCAUGCAGACAUAGCAUCCAUAUAUCUGGAGCAUGUCAAAAUAAUGUAUAUGAAUUAACUGCACUACUGAAACAGAGUGUGCAAUCAUCAGGAGUUGACUAUACCCACUGAUGGAGGCCGCUGAGGGGAGGACUGGAAUGGCUGGAAUGGACAGAAUGUAUUGGUAUCAAACACAACCAUGAUACCAUUCCAUUUACUCCAUUCCAGCCAGUAUUAUGAUCCAUCCUCCCAUCAGCAGCCUCCACUGAAACCUACAUAUUUGAAUGGGUUGCCUAUGGAUUGCUAUGGCAAUAGGAAUUAUAUAGGUGUGAGAAGGUUAAUCAUGUAAUGUCUGGUUUAAAGUAUAUAUCAAAUGGUGUAUGUUCUUUAAUCCUAUGUAAGAUAUGUUGCUCUUUUUAAAAUCCCUCUUUAAAAAAAAUAUUUUAUACUCAUGAUUACAUGCAAUACUGGUUUUCGGUUCAUAUGUUUUGGUUUGUAAUUAGUGCACUCUGUAUUGACAAUUGAUUCAUGUCAAAUGUACGUAUUAAUGAAUAGCUUCAUUCUCAGGAUGUUAUUAAAAAGCACAAACUACUGGAUGAAUACUUCUACAGUAAGUAUGGCUUCAAUGAGGUAUUCUUCUAACUUGAUUAGAAAAUAAAACAAAAGAAGCUUAACAAAAUAA